AAAUCGCCUCUUUCCAUUUUGAUUUCAUAUCAUUUAUAUUUAUGUAAAUGAAAACUUGAUUAUAUUCUUGCUAGUUUCUCAUUAAGAUUUAAAUAAUCGACACUUUUGUAAACCUUUAAACAAUAUUCUAAUUCUUGACAAAUUCUUUUCAUACUACAUCCCAAAACUAGCAAUGACUUCCCACAUAGAGAUGAGUUUGGAUGAUAUAAUACAAAAAAAUAAAAGAGAAACUUUCAGGUAUAAAGGCAAAAUAAAAAAACAACCUCUCCAAAAGCAAAUGCCUGCUCAAAAGCUUGAUAUAGUCGAUGCUCGUAAUAAAAUCAUAUCCAGGAAAAGAAUACAAAUAACAGAUGCCAGAGAGAAGUUAGCAGAACUAGCAAGGCAAAAAGAUGCUCGUUUGAAAUUGCAACACUUGAGAGAAAAAAGGCUUGCAAUAUCUAAAGUUAAGGAUAGAAAGGGCUUUCAAGGUCGAGAUAUAUUUCUGAAAACCAGGAAUGAAAGAGUUUUUAUUGAUCCAUCUAGACAAGUAACAUCACAACCUCUUAAAAGUGUUAAAAACAUGAGACGACAAACACAAAACAAUAAUAACAGAAGAUUCAUGAACAAUACAACUUUUGGAUCUCAUUCAAUAGUUAAUACUGCAGCAUUAAAACCUAUAGUAAGAACAGUCGAAAAUGAUAUUGAAAUCAUUGAUGAGGAAAUGCCAUUAUCAAAGCACAAGACUAAUUUGCAUUUCAAAAUAAUUGCUCAUAACUAUGACCAUAAAAGGAGCGCUGUUCAGAGAACAGCUAUUGUUGAGAAAGAGGCAAGCCCGCCUAGGCCGCCAUCUAUACUUAAAAAACGACCAAUGGCUGCUUUACGAACUGAGAAAAAAGAGGAUAAAGCUGAGAAACCUGUUCUGGAAUACAGAAUAAUAGUCAGUAAUUUACGAAAUACUGUUACAGGUGGGGAUAUUGAGGAAUUGUUUGGUGAUGUGGGUGGGAUGUUAGAAUCUCGUCUGGUUCGUGCCGGCACAGCUGAAGUUAUUUAUAAUAGCUUAGAAGAUGCCCAAAAAGCAGUUGAUUUGUAUCAUAAUCGUCAACUAGACGGCCAGCCAAUGAAUUGCCUGCUUGUAACGCCAAGAUCAACGUCUGCAACAUCAAGGACCAGUACUAAGCCAGCAUUGUACAGCACAAAUUCUAAUGUGGAACCUGAUUUGUUAACGUUCCACAAAGUUAUGUUCAGCAAUUUUACUUAAUUUAGUACUAUGGUCAUGAAUUUAAAAAAAAAACAAGUUUGAGAAUACCAUGAUAUUUGAUUACUCAUUAAAUAUAAUCUAAAACAUUG
Messenger RNA from Papilio polytes (common Mormon), 1326 nucleotides. RefSeq names its product polymerase delta-interacting protein 3-like (gene Poldip3). The transcript is spliced from 9 exons. Gene Ontology annotation, cellular component: nucleus. Bases 173 to 1237 code for a protein of 354 amino acids. Gene Ontology annotation, molecular function: mRNA binding. Lineage: Eukaryota; Metazoa; Arthropoda; Insecta; Lepidoptera; Papilionidae. Gene Ontology annotation, biological process: mRNA export from nucleus. The record is from RefSeq and is a predicted model, not a curated record.